Penicilliopsis zonata CBS 506.65 is the source of this 1372-nucleotide messenger RNA. RefSeq lists its product as hypothetical. The record is from RefSeq and is a predicted model, not a curated record. The transcript has 3 exons. Gene Ontology annotation, cellular component: fungal-type cell wall. Lineage: Eukaryota; Fungi; Ascomycota; Eurotiomycetes; Eurotiales; Aspergillaceae. Bases 145 to 1014 code for a protein of 289 amino acids. Gene Ontology annotation, biological process: fungal-type cell wall polysaccharide metabolic process.
GGGUUUCUAGGCCUUCCCAUCUAUAUAUUGCGGGUGACUGCACAUUUCGAAUCGUUUCCUCAUCCUGCAUUUCGAAUCCUAGACACCUCAUCCCAUCCUUUCAGAAGAACGUGAUUUACCUUGGCCUUCAAACAAAAGUACACAAUGGUUUCGUUCACUACUGUUGUCACCGCCGGUCUUCUGGCUUCCUCCAGCCUGGCUCUUCCUCACGCCCAUCAGAAGUUCCACCAGAAGCGCUCCUCCUCCUCCAGCAAGCGUGGUGCGGCCUACAAUGAUGCCUCCCUCGUCUCUACCUUGACCAGCACCGGCACCGUCAGCUGGGCCUACGACUGGAACGACGCCAACGAUGGAACUCUCCCGUCGGGUAUCGAAUACGUCCCGAUGCUGUGGGGCUCCAAGAUGUUUGAUGGCUGGAGUUCGGCUGUCGAGACCGCACUCUCCAGCGGCAGCUCGUACAUUCUCGGAUUCAACGAGCCCGAUAUGACUUCCCAGGCUGACAUGAGCGCCUCCGAUGCUGCCACUUACUACAAGCAGUACAUCACUCCUUAUGCUGACCGGGCUAGCCUGGUGACUCCGGCCGUCACCAGCAGCACCGACUCUGGCAUGGGGCUUGAGUGGAUGGCCAGCUUCCUGGAGGCUUGCACCGACUGCAACGCCACCGCCAUGGCUGUUCACUGGUACGGCGAGGCAGCCAGCGACUUCAAGUCCUUUGUCGAGCAGGCGAUUGAAACCGCCUCCAAUUACAGCAUCUCCUCCGUCUGGAUCACCGAGUUCGGCCUGUCCAGUGGUACCGACAGCGAGGCUGCUUCUUUCAUUGAGGAGGUCGUCCCCUGGCUUGACUCCCAGUCCGCCGUUGGCCGUUACGCCUACUUCUACUGCGCUGACGGAUACCUCUGCUUCUUCCUCCUCCGCCUAGAUGGACAGAGAACUAGGAAUUUUUUUUUGUUUCAUUUCUUGGAUUUAUUAGAUAUACCUUUUCCUUAUCCCUGCAUGUGGUGGUAUACGACCACAUGACAAUCUUUAUACCAAGCUUUCUUUUAGAUAUAAGAUACCAAAAGUUAUUGAAAAUUGACCAAUUGAGCUGUUCAGAUGGCUGAUUUCUAGUUAAUGGUAUGGUUCAAUUGCUGUAGACAAUGCUUUAGCAUUUUAUAUGUUUCUUUGUUUAUCGGUUUUACUGGCUUUCUUUAUUCCUAUUACUAUAUUAUUGGCAUCAAUUCUCCGUUCGUUGGCGACCCUCGAACAAAAUUCAACAACAAAGAGAAAAAUAUGCAUCUUGCCACCAGGAAAUACCAAUAUCUAGUACUUGAGUUUGAUUUGUAAAGUUUAAUGAAAUCACAGUGAUACUCAUUAUUAUUAUGGAUUAGUAAGAAGG